AGUAAUUUUGACGUCAUGGCGCAGUGUCGUCCAAUGGGAAGGAGCGGUCUCGAGUCCCGUCAUUUGCAUAUCGCCUCUAUAAGUACGGGCGGCUGCGCCAUUGUACCUGCGUCGAUCCUGCGGUACGAGCAGCGGCGGGCGGACGCGAUGCCGGAACCAGCAAAGUCGGCUCCUGCUCCCAAAAAGGGCUCCAAGAAGGCGGUCACCAAGACCCAGAAGAAGGGUGACAAGAAACGUAGAAAGACUAGAAAAGAGAGCUACUCAAUUUACGUAUACAAGGUGCUGAAGCAGGUGCACCCCGACACUGGCAUCUCGUCCAAGGCCAUGGGCAUCAUGAACUCGUUCGUCAACGACAUCUUCGAGCGCAUCGCCGGCGAGGCGUCGCGCCUGGCGCACUACAACAAGCGCUCGACCAUCACGUCGCGGGAGAUCCAGACGGCCGUGCGGCUGCUGCUGCCCGGUGAGCUGGCCAAGCACGCGGUCUCGGAGGGCACCAAGGCGGUCACCAAGUACACCAGCUCCAAGUAGAGCGGUGCGGAUUAAUUCGAUUUUAACUCAAAGGCUCUUUUCAGAGCCACCCACGAUUUCAGUAAAAGAGUGGUUCACAGAUGCGUGUUGGUGAGUGGUGCUGCGCUUCCUUAUGGUCUUGGGCUUGCACAGUAGGUCGAUCUGAUAAACGAUGGAAAAAAAAAAAAAGCUUUAAUGCUUCACACGAUAAAAGAAAUGAAUUAUUGUGGUGUUUUAUGUGACGUAUAGGAACUCUGAAUAGGAGAAAUAUGUAGAUACUGUAUAGGAGUCAGAUUUCUAAGCCUACUAAGUGCUCGUCUAACAAUCAUUUCUGAAUUUUAAGCAAAUAGAUGUACAUAAACAUGGAUGUUCUUCCUGCUUUGAAAUAAAGCCACCUCUGUUACAACUACAGCCCUA
Molecule: messenger RNA, 924 nt
Organism: Coturnix japonica (Japanese quail)
Lineage: Eukaryota; Metazoa; Chordata; Aves; Galliformes; Phasianidae
Product: histone H2B 8
Cellular component (GO): nucleosome
Molecular function (GO): structural constituent of chromatin; DNA binding; protein heterodimerization activity
Source: RefSeq, a predicted model, not a curated record